Messenger RNA from Drosophila arizonae, 519 nucleotides. It is a transcript of the gene PMCA, whose product is annotated as plasma membrane calcium-transporting ATPase 3. Lineage: Eukaryota; Metazoa; Arthropoda; Insecta; Diptera; Drosophilidae. Gene Ontology annotation, molecular function: ATP hydrolysis activity; ATP binding; P-type calcium transporter activity. The record is from RefSeq and is a predicted model, not a curated record. Gene Ontology annotation, biological process: regulation of cytosolic calcium ion concentration; calcium ion transmembrane transport. Gene Ontology annotation, cellular component: plasma membrane; intracellular membrane-bounded organelle.
ACUUCAACCUGUAUAUUUCUCUUCCCACUUAUUGUUUUCCAUUUUACUUUCUCUUCAAUUUUAAAGGUAAUAGGCGGCGAGUUGCAAGAACGCUUGAUACCGGUUCCCUAUAGCAAGAGCAACACUGAUCAAGCUAUACGUGUGGUGAACGCCUUCCGGCAAGGUCUAGACGCCCGUUACGGUGAGCACACCAACACUUCGCUGGCAGAGGUGCUGCGUAAGCAGACUUCGCUGAGCAAACGCCUAUCGGAGACAUCUUCCAUUGAUUAUGCCGAUAACAUACCCGAUGAGCUGACCAUACCAGAAAUCGAUGUUGAGCGGUUAUCAUCGCACAGUCACACCGAAACUGCUGUUUAGAUGGUUAAACGACACAGUUACAUGCAUACCUACAGUCAUCCAAUUGCCUACCAAUCCGUACAUUAUACCUACAUACGCAAACACAUACGUUGUACACACUCUUAGAUACACGAAUACAAUAUUAAUUAAGCUAACAUCCUUAAACAAAUAAUGAAAUUACGG